AUGAAUAAAAUAUUAAAAUAUUCAUUUUGUAUUUUUAUUAUUUUAAAUUUAUUUAGUAGAAUUAAUUGUAAUAUAACGGAAGAUGAACAAAUUCAAGCAGAAAGAAUAUUUAGUAUCUUAGGCCAACUCGCACUCCCAAUAUGUUCAUACUUUACAUGUUCAGGUACAGAUGGGGAAGUUAAUCGAGAUAUUACGGGAAUUAUUAUCCAUCCAAGUGGGGAAAACAUUUAUGAUUUAUCUUCAAUUGAUUUCUCAGUUUUCAAAAAUGUACAUCAAAUAGAUUUAGGUAGAAAAAUCAUUCCACCAUUAAAUCUUUUAUCUCAAAUUAAAAACUAUACCAACUUAAUCUCAUUAUCAGUUUAUGGUUUAGUAGAGGGUGUCGAUGUUUCUUUACCAUCAAGUUUGGUUUCAAUAGCAUUCGAAAAUUUCAAAGGUACAUUCUAUACCAAGUGGGUUAAUGCAGAUGCUGAUAGACUCUAUGUUCAUAAUACAAUUGAUUUCUCAAUAAGUGGUGCCUUUGUAAAGAGUAAAAUAACUAGUCUCGAUUUUCCAAUCCCACCCCAAGGUUUCCCAGAUCUCUCAACAUUAUUUCCAAAUCUUAUUUCAGUUGCUAUCUAUUUUAAAGAAGUCACACUUGGCUCAAGUUAUAUUCCAUCAAGUUUUUUAGGUUCAAUAGAAAAAUUACCAGUUAGUUCAGUUAUAUUCGAAUUUGAUGCAAAUACCACAAAAAAAGAACUUUCAAAAAAAAUUUAUUUACCAGACUUUAGUAGAUCACCUUUGUACUAUUUUAGAAUUGACGGUGAUGGUUUUGUAUUAAAUCAAGGUCAAUCACUUGAUUUCAUAAAUAGUUUUUCUAGUUUCGAAAUUUCCUUAAUAAAUUGUAAAAGUUUAUUUAAAACAUGUAGUAACUGUUAUAAAGUACCAAUUGGUUCAAAAUGUGAAUUUAGUUUUAUUAAAUUUUAUGUUGAUCAAGUCGACCUCAGAAAUUGCACCAAAAUUAAACUUUGGGAAAUUGAACCAUCUCAGAAUAUUACAUUCAAUAAUAUGAAUUUUAAAAAACUUUCAAAUUUAGAUAUCACAAAUACAUCAUUAUCCGGUGAUUUACCAGAUGAAAUGUGCCAGAUGGGUUAUACAGGUGUUUCAAUUAAAAACAAUCUAUUUUCAACAAAGGUACCAUCAUGUUAUAUUUGCACCUCUGAUCAAUCAGUAAGAACAAAUAUCUUACCAAAUAAAUUUACUACAUUUGGAUUAGAAUCCCCAGCUUCAUGUCCAAACUUUAAAAUCGAAUACAAGGAUUUAUACUUAGUCGAUACAAGAGGAGACGUUAUUGUUAUUUCUGGUAAAGAUUUAGGAUUUAAUGUUGAUGUUGAAGGUGUUGACUCAUGGGACUUCACUGUGCCAAAUGAACUGAUUAGAAUAUAUACAGAAAAAGGUUUAGGUACAACAAACAAAACCAUCAAGGUCACUUUUAAUGAUAGAGAAAAACAAAUAUCUUUCAAUUAUCAUUAUGCACCACCAGAAAUUUCAUCAUACUAUGUGGACACAGAUAAUGGUAUAAUAUUUUUUGUAGGCUCUGGUUUUAGUACUGAAUCUCAAGCAAAUGCAAAUAUGUUAACUAUGUCAGAUAAUGAUACUCCAUAUAGUGCUCCAUUUUCAAAUCGUGAAGCUUCGUCUAUCUUUGUUUAUAUUUCGGGUUUACAAAAACCACCAACUGCAGGCCAAGUUUUCUCAGUUCAAGUAGUGUCAGGUUCACAACAAUCAAAAGAGGUAUCUUUUGUUUAUGGAAUAAACCAAAUUGGCAUCAACGACGAUAUCGCUUUUAAUAGUGGUGAUACAACUGUAAUUAGUGGCACUUUUCCAACUACCGACCCUUCAAAAGUUAGUAUAGUCAUCAAAAAAGAUUAUUAUUUUAUAGAAUGUACAACUUUGGAGGUAUCAAAUACUUUGCUUACUUUUACAUGCCCAAAAUCAGAUAUAGUCGUAGGAACAGAUCUACCUUUUUAUUUAACCAUUGAUGGUUUAUUCUGUGAUACCAUUGCCACUGUUUAUCAAGUAUAUGGCACAUACACACCACCUCCAACACCAUCACCAAUUGACUCUUCAUCCUCCUCAUCUCCAUCGCCAUCACCAUCACCAUCACCCUCUCAAACCUCCUCAUCAGAUGAAGUUUCCUCAUCAUUAAAAUUAGAAUUCCCACUCACUUUAAUAUUGGGUAUUUUUUUGUUUUCACUUUUCAAAUAA
Dictyostelium purpureum is the source of this 2241-nucleotide messenger RNA. RefSeq lists its product as uncharacterized. The coding region runs from base 1 to 2241 and encodes 746 amino acids. NCBI's taxonomy places the organism in Eukaryota, Evosea, Eumycetozoa, Dictyosteliales, Dictyosteliaceae. The record is from RefSeq and is a predicted model, not a curated record. Gene Ontology annotation, cellular component: phagocytic vesicle; plasma membrane. Gene Ontology annotation, biological process: pinocytosis. The transcript has 5 exons.